Messenger RNA from Prinia subflava (tawny-flanked prinia), 2719 nucleotides. It is a transcript of the gene NMNAT2, whose product is annotated as nicotinamide nucleotide adenylyltransferase 2. The coding region runs from base 41 to 967 and encodes 308 amino acids. The transcript has 11 exons. The record is from RefSeq and is a predicted model, not a curated record. Gene Ontology annotation, biological process: NAD+ biosynthetic process. Gene Ontology annotation, cellular component: Golgi apparatus. Lineage: Eukaryota; Metazoa; Chordata; Aves; Passeriformes; Cisticolidae. Gene Ontology annotation, molecular function: nicotinamide-nucleotide adenylyltransferase activity; nicotinate-nucleotide adenylyltransferase activity.
ACCGAGCACACACCGCGCCGGGGCCGGGCAGGGCCGCACCAUGACCGAGACCACCAAGACCCACGUUAUCCUGCUGGCCUGCGGCAGCUUCAACCCCAUCACCAAGGGGCACAUCCAGAUGUUCGAGCGAGCCCGGGAUUACCUGCACAAGACCGGCCGCUUCAUUGUCAUCGGUGGCAUCGUCUCGCCCGUGCACGACUCCUAUGGGAAAACGGGGCUGGUCUCCAGCCGGCACCGCCUGACCAUGUGCCAGCUGGCCGUGCAGUCCUCCGACUGGAUCAGGGUGGACCCCUGGGAGUGCUACCAGGACACCUGGCAGACCACCUGCAGUGUGCUGGAGCACCACCGCGACCUGAUGAAGAGAGUGACUGGCUGCAUCCUCUCCAACGUCAACACACCCUCCAUCACCCCAGUGAUCGGCCAGCCCCAGAACGAGUCCUCGCAGAACAUCUACCAGAACAACAACAGCGUCUCCAGCAAGCCCACCGCGGCAAAGAUCUUGGGGAAGGUGGGAGAAAGCCUGAGCCGGAUUUGCUGUGUUCGCCCGCCCAUGGAGCGCUUCACCUUCGUGGAUGAAAAUGCCAACUUGGGGACAGUGAUGAGAUACGAGGAGAUCGAGCUUCGCAUCUUGCUGCUCUGUGGCAGCGACCUGCUGGAGUCCUUCUGCAUCCCUGGCCUCUGGAAUGAGGCAGAUAUGGAGGUGAUCGUCGGGGAGUUUGGGAUCGUGGUGGUGCCCCGGGAUGGAGCAGACCCCGAGCGAAUCAUGAACCACUCCUCCAUCCUCCGCAAGUACAAAAACAACAUCCUGGUGGUGAAGGAUGACUCAAACCACCCCAUGUCAGUUGUCAGCUCCACCAAAAGCAGACUGGCGCUGCAGCACGGGGACGGACACGUCGUGGAUUACCUCUGCCAGCCCGUCAUUGACUACAUCCUCAAGAGCCAGCUCUACAUCAACGCCUCUGGCUAAAUGCUCGAGACCUUGCAGCAAGACAGCCCUCAUGUCCCUCCUGCCUACAGCUCUCCAUCACUCUCCUCUCUCUCAGUCCGUGUCUCCAUCUCUCUCCCCAUCCCAUGGCGUCCUGCCCGCGCCUGCCUCUCCCCCCAGCACCAACGCUCUGUUGUGCAGCCAUGUCCAGGGAAUGGUUUGGUCUCUUUUUUGGGGUGCUGCCCUGCCCUGCCCUGCAUGCACGGGAGGGAGGACGGGCUGGCCGGGGAGUGACAGGCUUAGUGUGCUCCCAGCAUGUCCCUGGGAAAUGGUCCCCUCAGUCCAUCUUCCCAGCAUGCUCAGAGCAGGGGCUGCCGAUUCUACAUCAUCUUACACAACUUAAGCUCAACAAUCUGGGUGGAUUUUUCUUUUUUUUUAAUUAAGUAGCUUUAGUGUGAGCCCUUUGGGCCUCUUAACACAGUGACCAACCAAACCCUGGUUGGCAGCAGGCAGUUGUAACACAACCAGCUUGGUGCCCCACGCAGGGAAACCUCCUCAGGCCGGCCAUGAGAUAACCCAGCUAACAAAAUCCUCCUCCUGGCACUGAAAAGUCAUGGAGAGGGCAUUUCUAAAGGGGAGCAGAGGCCUUGGUAAGUACUGCUGCUGAAGCAUUAUGGGGAGAAUGUCAUGUCUUACCUUCCCUUUGCUGCAAGAAUUCAAGCCACUCCCUAGGCAAGUGAAGCUGGUGAUGUUCUACUCUUAUCCAGUACCCGAGGGGGCAUCCUACACCACCUAGAAAGGGAUCUGCCAUUUAUGGGGCCUAGAAAUUGGGUGGAAAGAAGCAGGGGGUGAGCCAAAGCCUCUGGUGAGAAUUUGCCCCAAACCUGGCCAUGUCCAUCCCCAUCCUCUACCCUCCAGAUCUCCGUUUCUGCUCCAUCCAUCUCCCACCACUCCUACUCUCUCCUCUCCUUGAAGGGUUCAUUAAAUGCAUGAUAACCUUCCCCUCCCAAACCAGCCACGGCUACUUUGCACAUUCCUUGGGACAAACCAGGCUCCUGCUCCUGCCUGUGGUGUGCCCCCCAGUGCCGGGGAUGGACCCUGGUGGAGAUGCUCCCAGUAAAAGCUCCCAGUAAAAAGGACAGGUAACGUGGAGCAGUUAUUGAAGUCUUGUGGAAAGGAGCGUUGCUGGAGCAGGGCCUUGUCCUGCUGAUCAUCCCUAGGGCACAAGGACCCUGAGCAGCUCCUGGGGAAGGUCACAGCCAUGACCUUUAGCCCUCACCUUCUCCUCUCCCUUUGCUCCCUGAUAACCUUAACCUCCCUUGUAACCUUAUAUCACUUUGGGGUAGAGUCCUUCUGCCUGUGGCUGAGAGUCCACCAUGGUUUUUCAAGGAAAGAUGUGAAAUUCCUUUUAUUUUGGCCCUUAAAAUUCCACAAAGGGUCACAAGUGGCUCUCAGGCAAUCUCUGAAGGUGGGACUCUAUGCUAAAUUUAGUGACCUGCUGGGUGCUGCUGGCAUCCCUGGAACAGCAAGCUGCUUUGGACUAACAGGAAACCCACAGCCACAGAGCCCUUGCAGCAGACAGGAUUUUAGGAGCAGUAGUUGACAACUUCUCAGGAGGACACAGCCCUUCCCAGAGGGACAGAAGUGAUGUGACUCACCCAAAGGCCAGAAGAGGUCUUUCCUUGUCAGGCAUUUCCCUCUGCACGGAGAGAUUUGUUGGGGAAAAAAAAAACAAAACUAAAUUGUUCUAAAUUUAGCAGCUGAGUCCCGCAGUGGUAUCUCCAGGUGGUUGAG